AUGGACAGAGUUGGCUUGCGGCAUCGCCUCGGUGCUACGAAAGCACCAGACCCGGUCUCAGAUCAAUCCAAGCGUCCGCCUUCAUCCAUUCCUGAUGCAGAACCCAAGCCUUUGGACGAGCCGUACGAGGCAACCGUUGCCGCCGCUUUUAUCAGUUCGAAAGGAACCGAACUGCUGCAUUUCGCCAAACGAAAGGUCGAGGAGAGGGGGAUUAAAACGAAGCUCGUCACCACUGAGGACAAGGAGCAUAAUGUUUUGCUUAUGAGUCUUCCAUCCGGCGAAAUGAUGAAGAUUGCAGAAGAACUCGCGAUCAGGAAAAGGGAUCUUGAAGGAUACGUACGAACCUUUCGCAGCGCGGAUGUUGACAUGUUCACAACGAAUCCCGACGCGUCCGACUUGUUUACGCAGAGUGAACAAAUCCUCCUCAUCGAGUACUGCUUAGACAAGAUUAAGCCGGAUAAUACGUUUGACGAUGUUGUUGGAAAUGAGAGCAUUCUUGAGUGGUGUCAGCGCCAGCAUUAUCUAGAGGAUGUGUUUCCUCUGCAUCACCAGCAAUCCGCUAAGGAUAUCAUGGCCGAGCUAUCCUUCUCUUCCCCGCUUUACGAUGUUGGUGGUAUCUCCAAGCUUCAAGACUAUUUUGGAGAGAAGGUGGCACUGUACUUUGCGUUUCUGACCUUUUAUACAAAGACACUGGUAUCAUACGCCGUAGCAGGAAUUGCGGUUACAGUCGCAUCCACUUUUAUGAAUAGCAAGGCUGCAUUGCUCUUAUUCUUGUACAGCAUUUUCGGUGCUUUGUGGGGUGCUUCGCUGAUCAGUUUGUGGAAGAGGCGCAAUAUUGAGAUUGUCUACAUGUGGACUUCUCUUAUAAUGGGAGAUUCGUCGGAUGAAUCCCUUAUGUCCAUGACGAAAAAGGAAGAUCUCAGAAACAAGUUCUUCGGCAUAGAAGUUAGCCAUCGCAUAACUGGCGAGAAGAUCACUGUAUUUCCGAAACGUCAAAAGCUCGUACGGUACCUCCUUUCUGCUGUUGUUGUACUUUUUUCUCUCUUCGUGUCGUCGAAGCUGAUGAUGGCAGCCUUGGAUUUUGAAGAUACAAUGAAUCUGUGGCUUGAGGACAAAGCCCAUCUGUACAAAUGGUCUUCUCCGUUUAUCAUGAAGAGAAUCGUUUUAAAGAACGUACCUCUGGGUCUUUACCUCGGGUGUUUGAAUGUCUUGGACUUUGUGUAUGGGCUUGUUGCUGAGAAGCUUACAUUACAAGAAAACCACAAAUAUCACUCUGAGUAUGAAAAUAGCCUUGUUCUCAAACUAGUCCUAUUCCAAUUUCUCAACAUGAACGCAGCGUAUUUAUACGUGGCUUUUAUCCGUCAAGACUACCUCCGACUUGCUUCAUCCAUUAGAUCCGUUCUCAUGAUCGAACUCGUCAUUGGGAAUGUCAAAGAGACGAUCGUCCCCAUAUUUUUAGCGAGACGGAAGAGGAAGGCAAAAAUGGCUGAAGCUCUACAAAAGAAAAAGGAAGAAAAUCCAGAUCUGGCGGACACAGAACAGUUCGUGAGCUCUUCUGAUCUUGAUCCCAUUUCAACUCAGCUUGAUAUGGACCCGUAUGAUGGCGUCUUCGGCGACUACUUUGAACUCGUACGGCAAUUCUCUCAGAUCACACUGUUCGCAGCUGCCUUCCCUUUGGGCGCUCUUCUGGCCUUGCUGAACAAUUUCAUCGAGAUUUUCACAGAUUCCUACAAGCUUGUCUACAUGACGCGCAGGGCUUCUCCCAAGAGGGCUUUGAAUAUUGGAGCUUGGAUUAGAGCAUUUGAGUUUAUCUCGAUAACCUCCGUCUUGACCAACCUCGGCAUCAUCACAGUGACAGCCAAUUACGCCAGCGCUGUGGUGGGUAAGGGAACAAGCCAAACGGAGGAAUAUUUCUGGAUGAUUGUGGUCGAGCAUGUUCUGCUUGUGGCACGUUUCGCCUUUAUGACUCUGUUUGAAGGAAUCCCAUCUUGGGUGCGGGACCAAAGGGCAAAAGAGCGAUUCUUGGCGUCGAAGAAAGACGCAGCCGGAGCUCCAAGUCCCAGCUGAUCACCGAGACUAGGGUUGGUGAAAUGAUUCGAUGCCACAUCAGCUCUUUAGAACGCACCGCAACAUGUACAAAGUGCAGAACUAUGUUGGCCGCUAUUUUGAAGUAUGCUUGUCUCUUCUGUCGAAGGGCAUGUACUGCACGGAACACUAGUAAAAGAGGUUGUUAUUUGUA
This is a messenger RNA of Chondrus crispus (carragheen), 2239 nucleotides long. RefSeq lists its product as hypothetical. Gene Ontology annotation, biological process: chloride transmembrane transport. Lineage: Eukaryota; Rhodophyta; Florideophyceae; Gigartinales; Gigartinaceae. Gene Ontology annotation, molecular function: chloride channel activity. The record is from RefSeq and is a predicted model, not a curated record. The transcript is spliced from 2 exons. Bases 1 to 2067 code for a protein of 688 amino acids.